Microbotryum saponariae is the source of this 2951-nucleotide messenger RNA. The record is from the annotation of a GenBank genome assembly. Lineage: Eukaryota; Fungi; Basidiomycota; Microbotryomycetes; Microbotryales; Microbotryaceae.
AUGUCUACCGGAGACCCUGGGUCCCCACUGCCGGCACCGCCACCACCGGUAUCCGCCGCCAGCGUCCAGCCCCCCCGCGACCGGAUCCCGAUAAGCUCGAAGAAGACGCAAGUCACGGGCCCCGCCACCGCCGCACCCAACUAUGCUGCCGCUGCGAGUCAGAUGGCGGCUCAAACACCUGAACAACAGCAACAACAACAACAGCGUGCCAAGGCUCUGGGCAGCCUCCUACAAGCCAUGGGUGCUGUACCCGGAAACCGUAUGGAUCGCUGGGUCCAGGCCAUCUACUUCGCCGAACUCUACCCCGUCGCCACCGCCACAUCGCUGAAAUUUUCGGCCUUGAACGCGAACCGGUCCGUCGAGAACAUCUUCGAUUACGCCCUUGAAGUGACUCUGUCUCACCAGAGCGCCUCGCGAGCGACUCAUGCCGACAAGAUCGAUCUCGUGGCCUGCGUCACGAGGCUGCUAUCGCCCAUCUCUCCUAUCUGCUUUGAGCCUGGAGUUCCUCUGCCGGACCAUCUUGCGGCUUAUCAACCACAGAUCUUAGGCGUACAACAUUCAUCAAUCCUGCGUAAUGGGGCGGCUCACCAUCGCGUUACGGUUGGGUUCGUCACCGGCGAGGCACGUGACGCGGCGCUCACGACGCCCCCCGCUCUCACUUGGCGAUCGGCGAAGGCCCGCUUCGCGAAGUCUCACAGGUUCCACCAUAACAUGGUCGAGCUUCGAAUCAACGUCGGUGUUCAAGGAGUGCCCUCCAUGGAUGCCAUCAUCAAAUCGUUCCAAUCACUUGUGCAAGACCUGUCAGCCAAGGGACAUUCAUGCCAACUUGUGCAGGUUCUGCGCGUUAUCAGCGUGGACAACGCCUCGGCCUUCGCCCACGUUGCCGGAGACUACUCGGCUUUCCUACACUUCGAUGACGACUCCCUAUUCCAACGCCCCAACACGACCUUGAAGGAGAUUCUACCUUCGAGGAUCGACCUUCCCACUCGAGGCAUCCCGGUUACCGCCCUUCGCCAUGACUAUGAGAAGGAGGCGGCUUGCGGUAGGUGCCACUUUGUGGGUCACGUGGGAACCUGCGGACUGGAUCAGGAGAGGAAGCGGAAGGAGGCUCACAACGGCAUCAUCAACAGCAACAAAAACACCAUCACCCACAACACCAACAUCGCGGAGGCCGAGGCCCCCAUUCCUGUGCUGGUUGUUAACAGGAUCGCAUCACAGAAUCACUUCGCCGGGCUCGAGGUCGAGGAGGGACAGGAGGAAGAGGUAACUGGCCAGGGCGAACAGGGACCGGAGGAAUCGGGGGAGGAAGACGCUGGUGAUAAGGCGGAUGACGAGGACUCGGAGGACUCGGAGAUGGAAUCGGAGGCGGCCGCGAAAACGGAGGUCAUCAAAAUUGAAAGCGAGGACGAGUCGGUCUUGGAGGACUGCAGCGGAUCCGAUGGAGAGGUGAUUGAUGAGAAUGAGGUGAUGGCGGAUGAAAGAGGUGAAACGGAAGGAGAGGUGGCUACGGAGAUGGAGGAAGAGGAGGUGGCGACGGAGGUGGGCGAUGUGGACGAAGCGAGGGGAUCGACGAAAGCGGAGAAUGCGGAAGCGACGGACUUAGGGGAAACGAACAGGCUGGACAAUGACGACGACAGCGACGCCACAGCAACCGCCGCCACCGCUUCCCGCGAAUCGACGCCGCAUGAACCAACCCCACCUCUGUCACCCGAAACUCUCGCCAAGUCGCUACGCGAGGGGGAGGAGUGGGACAGGAUCAGAGCUAACUGGGUUGAGCAGGCACGACUUGAGCGGGACCAAAGCAUCGAGAGGAGGCUCAACGCUGAAACCCCUCUGGUGCGUCACAACUUUGCCACGUGGGACGAGGACGGUGAGAUACGCUCCAUCAACAUCAGGGGGACCGCUGCGAAGUUCAAGAAGCAGGUGAUGAAGAGGUCGCAGACUGCGGCGGACCUCAGUGACCCAAGUGACGAACCGACCGACGCCAAGCGAGUCAUCAUCAAAGGGAAGAGCCGCGUCGUGGUGAAGGAUGGAAUAGAGGGGCGGAGGGUGACGAGGUCGAUGUCGGCGGCAGCGGCGAUGCAGGUCGAGGUGACGAAGGUGGACAGAGGGAAAGGAAGAGGGGUAGCUGAGGAAAAACGAUGGUCCGACCACGAGCCCGAGGACGAUGUCCUGCCCGCCCUUCCCCUCUUUGAGGACGUCACCACCGCCAAGAGCGCCUCGACCUCGACUACCCAUUAAUGAUCAAGCACACCAUCAUCACCUGGAACGUAAGAAGGGGCAUGGGGGUCCCGGAAAAACGACGUAAUAUCUACACCUACCUUUCCACAUUCAAAGCUUCCGCGAUUCUCUUACAAGAGCAUUUCAUCAGACCACAAUUCUGGCAGCUCAUCAAGGACGAGUACGAGGGCAAGCUCUUCAUCAACCAGCACUGCCUGACCCUGAUCCCGGCCGACUCGCCCCUGAUCGACGCCGAGCUCUUGCGCACCCACUCGGCACUCGACGGCCGGCUCCUCGUCACCUCCUUUCGUCUGCGGGGCGACAUCAAAAUUCUAGAAAUCAAUAACCUCUACGCGCCCGUUGACCCAAAACAACGAGCAAAAUUCUUCGACAAACUGAUCCUCCACAAAACACAGAAAUCCCACCUCCGACUCCUUGGCGGCGAUCUCAACGACUGCCCGCGCCCAGAAGUCGAUCGGCGGAACCAAAGUCGGCGCGGCCACCACUGGCCGAUUCUGAUGGGCAAGCUCGACUCGGCCUACACGGACUGCAUCCGCUACAAGCACCCCAUCACCCCAUCUUUCACUCGACCUAAUCCCAAUCGCAAGCGACCCAACUCCUUCUCCCGGCUUGACUACUUUCUCCUACAAAGAGCUCACCAAAAAAGGCUCGACCAGCCUCGACGAUCUACGACUAUCCCAAGGAUCUUUCCGAUCACCGACCGGUCUUGA